AUGCCAUUUCAAUCACUAAGGUCAAGAUUUACCACCAACUUGGAAAGUCAUCAAAUUGAUGAUGACUAUACUAUAAAUAGUCUAGGUACUAUUUCAGAUUCAGAUACACAACAACAACCAAUGCCAAUACGAAAUUCAGUAUUUCAUUCUCGACAGCAAAGUAUUUCACAACCAAUUGAUUUAUAUGAUCCUUUUGAAAUUGUACCAUCGUAUGAAACAUCCCAAUUAUUGCAUUCACAGAUCAUAACCCCACAACAACAACCACCAAAUCAACAACAGCAAAUUGCAGAAGAUCAAUUAUCAGAAUCAUCUCGAAGUCGAUUGUAUACUCCAAUUCCCUCACUACCUAUCCCUAGAACUCAAAGUACAAUAAGCAUGUCACAGACAAAUUCAACAGAUUCAUCAUUGACUUCGAGUCCACAAUUAAGAAAUAACAAUACUCAACAACCAAGAAAUAAAAAGAAAAUAACAUCAAUUAAACAAUUGGGUCUCAAAUUUUUAAACGCAAGGCAACAUUUCUUAUUGGCUUUUUGUAGGGAUGUAUCAUUAAUACCACCAUUAAUUAGUCUUAUUCAAUCUUGGAAAAGAUGUUGUUAUAAUCCAGAUAAUAUAGGUCAUGAUUUGAAUAAUCAAGGAUUAACAAGUGCAAGAAAUUUAGAACAUUUUUUAACUGGAAUUUGGUGUUUAGUAAGUUCAUAUUUAAGUUAUUCAAUAUUGGAUAGUUUGCUAGUUAGAUGGAUAGUUACUUAUUCUACAUCAGCAGCAAUUGUGAGAGUAUUAUCAAUGAGUACGAUAAUGAUCACUUGUGAAUUUUAUCUCGUGAGUACAUUUCUGGCAAAUGGAUAUAAAUAUGGUUUGCAUAUUUGGAUUUUAAUUAGUUGUUUGUUGACUUUGACUUAUACUGUACAAAAUUUCGUUACUUCAAAUUUACAAUUGACGAAUAAUAAUUCAAAUGGAAAUCCAAUUAAGAAAAAGAAUAGGAAACAGAAAAGAUUUUUUGAUUUUUAUAAUAUUGUGGUGUUUGCUGUUGUUCCUGUUGGUUUGGCAAGUUUUGUAACGAUGAUUGGAUUACUAAGAAGUUUAUUAAUAUUGAGAAUCGAUAUUGAUCAGACAUUAAAAGACUUAAACACGAAAAUAUGA
Insectozyma verbasci is the source of this 1140-nucleotide messenger RNA. Lineage: Eukaryota; Fungi; Ascomycota; Pichiomycetes; Serinales; Debaryomycetaceae. The record is from the annotation of a GenBank genome assembly.